Pieris macdunnoughi is the source of this 648-nucleotide messenger RNA. The record is from the annotation of a GenBank genome assembly. Lineage: Eukaryota; Metazoa; Arthropoda; Insecta; Lepidoptera; Pieridae.
AUGGCCUUCUCUGUUAGCCCCAUAACUGAAAACGACGUAGAGGCUGUGCUCAAAUUCAUGAAACGAACAUUCUAUGUCGAUGAGCCGAUUUACAAGGCUGUAAGGUACUGCACGUCUGAGAAUGAUGACACAUUUGAUUCGGACGAAUAUUGCAAGCACAUUUUACCAGGGGUGUCCUUUCAAGCAAAGGAUAACGAUGGCAACAUUAUCGGUGCACUUUUAUGCGACAUUUGUCCGGUUGCAAAUCCGACAAUUUAUACACACGCUCUUAGAGAUUGCCGAUCUCCAAGAUAUAAAACAAUUAUUCAAAUGUGUAUAGUUCGUGAAAUGCUAACAGAAAUUUGGAGCAAGUUUCCAAAUGACGUGAACUUGAUUGAAGUCAAGAUGGCGUCUACUGACUCACAAUGGCGGAAUAAAGGAGUCAUGAAUCGGUUAAUGGUUGAAGUGGAGAAUGCAGCAAGAGAAAAUAAUGUCCGAUUACUCCGUAUGGAAACCUCAAGUGCCUACUCUGCCAAAUCGGCGGAAAGGCGUGGAUUUAAGUGUAUUUUUAAACGGCUUUAUACUGAUUUCCAGCUUGACGGUAAACCAUUCAUUGUAACCGAACCACCACAUGUAGACGAUCGUGUAUAUGUGAAGGAACUGUUUUAA